Messenger RNA from Aureobasidium melanogenum CBS 110374, 1899 nucleotides. RefSeq names its product SGT1-domain-containing protein. The transcript is spliced from 2 exons. The record is from RefSeq and is a predicted model, not a curated record. The annotation marks the transcript as partial. Gene Ontology annotation, cellular component: nucleus. NCBI's taxonomy places the organism in Eukaryota, Fungi, Ascomycota, Dothideomycetes, Dothideales, Saccotheciaceae.
GAUUUUGGCGGCUUCGGAGGAGGCGAAGGCUUUUCUGAUUUCACCAAACGCCUACCGGACGAUUGCAUUGAAUACACAAUUUUUGUCAUCGAUUCGAAACUCAAGACCGACUAUGCUCGCCGAGAGAAGCUGAAAGCUGUUCAAUCAGCUGCUAAUGCUUUACUCAAAAGUGCGGACCUCAAGGAUUAUAUCUGGCAACGCGAGAAAUUCCAACUAGACUUGAUUGAUGCCAGGAUCGACUCUAGCCUCAAUGGCAACGAAGCUGGAGAAGCGUCAGAAGAAAAGUUACAGAUCCCUGGUCACGAUUACUACCUUCAUGGACGAACCAAUUUUGGCGACUCAAUAGCAGACGAAUGGUUAAUUGUGUGGCUCCUUCUCGAUCUCAGCCAACGGCAUACCUCGGCAUGGAUUCAAGUUCGAGAUCCCGAUGGUGAAUUUCUGCUCGCAGAAGCUGCGAAUGCUUUGCCAAAAUGGUUGGAACCUGAACUUGCCGACAACCGUGUUUGGAUACAUCGCGGACAACUUCACAUCAUACCACUACAAAGAAAUGCUGGCAGUGGAGCAUCAGGACCCACAACUCCUGGUAUCUCUGGUAACGUCGACAUAGCACAAGCUUUGCUGUUCUUGCAGCAAACUCCUCACUCGACAAUGCACUCGCCCAUGAUUGAAGAGGAAGCUUUCCACCGCUUGAGAGACUAUCCAGCCGCUAUCUCGAAGAGCCAACAUAACGCACUAUUAUCUGUACCUCGCCGUCUCGCCUACCUCCUUCAUCGCAAUCCAGCCUACGUAGCCCCAGCUAUCGAGGCAUUCUACCUUCGCGAUCCCAUCGCUGUGAAGCCCCUGGCCACAAAGGACACGGCUACUCUCCAAUUCGCUCCCGAAGAUUUUGUCACUGUGAGUGUGCGCUUUCCCAAAGUCGGCUAUGCACAGCUCGUGAGUCAGGACUUCCCUCCACCGCUAGCUUGGGUAGGCAUAACUCCUCACAUCCACAAGAAGCCUGUUCUGUUGGGUAUGAAGCUAUCUUGUGGUUUCGAGAUGAUGCUACGUGAUCCUCAAAAUAAGAACAAGCGCGAAGUCAGAGAGAUGAACAUGCUACUUGAAGACGUCGAGGAAGAGGAAGACACAUUACCUUCAGACAAAGAGAUCAGAUCAUGGCCGCAGCAUGAAGAUGAUGAUAAAUGGCUGGAUAUCGACUUUAACGACUUUGACAAAGAGCUCAAAGGUCGUAGUGGCGGGGUCGCAGCAGGCGACAUGCCUGAAGGCCAGGGCUUUGGUGAUAAAUCAACACAAAAAGAUCUUCAAGACAUGGUCUCACGCUUCGAAAAGUUCCUCAACGAAGACGAAGAGACUGGUGCCGAGACCUUCUCCUCUGGCUCUUCGGCCUUUGAUUCAGACGAAGAAGAUGAGGACGACGAAGGUGAAGACAAAGCCGGCUCUUUCACAGAUGCAGAGUUUGAACGAGCGAUGCGCGAGAUGAUGGGCAUGCCUGACACAGAAAAAGAAACAAACGGUUUGAAUUCAGAAGCUAGAAAACUGGCUCUGGAAAUGGAAGAUGAGGAAGAAAUGGAAAGAGACGACGAAAAAGAAGCAGAACAGAUCUGGAAGAUGAUGCAAGAGAUCCACGAAUCAAGGAAAAAUGGAAAUAACGACAAGAGCAAGGACAAGGACAUCGAGGGCAGAAACAAGAACAAAGGCAAAGGAAAAGCAAAGGCACGACCGGUGACUAUCGAUGAUGAGAGCAGCGAUGAUGACGAUCUACUUGCUGGUGAAGAUGGAGACCCACAUUAUGAGAUGCUGAAGAACAUGCUCGAGAGUUUCCAGGGACAAGGUGGCAUGGCUGGGCCUGCUGGCAAUCUCAUGGGCUUGAUGGGCAUGGGUAGCAAACUGCCGCGAAACUAA